CCGCCGCCGACCUCCGCGGCAUCUGAAGCACGCCAGCCGACGACGAGAGGCGGGGGGCGGGCGAGCGGCCCCGAUAGCUCCGCGUCGAUACCCGACGUGGAAAUCGACCGCCCCACCCGUGCCGGCACGGUUUCUUCCAGAGUUGUCCUGGUUUGCUGCGGCCUGGGAGCUACUAUAUUGAAGGUUGAAGUUUUGUGGUGCAUCCAGCAAAUAUUUCAAUGGCGCUGCUACAGUUUGGAGGUACCUUGGCUCCUAAACUUGGGGAAAAACCUCAGCUGUUGCCCAGAUCACCUGCACUUGCAAGAGUUCUUUGUGCUGAUCCAAGAUUUCUGGUGUCGAAAAAUAGUACUGGAGUCAGAUCUAAACACCUUGUGGCACCUACUGCUAGUUUACAUUCGCGGACAUCUUCUCGACUAUUAAACCAUGGGUCAUCACCAAGAUUUCGCAGUCGAAGGGGUUCACGGUUUAUCGUCAGAGCUGACGCUGAUUUCUAUUCCGUACUUGGUGUUUCAAGAAAUGCUAGUAAAUCUGAAAUCAAGAGUGCCUAUCGAAAGCUUGCUAGGAGUUACCAUCCUGAUGUGAACAAAGAUCCUGGUGCUGAACAAAAGUUCAAGGAUAUUAGCAAUGCUUAUGAGGUUUUGUCUGAUGAUGAGAAGCGAUCGAUCUAUGAUAAAUAUGGAGAAGCUGGUUUGAAGGGUGCUGGAAUGGGAACAGGAGAUUACUCAAACCCAUUUGAUCUCUUCGAAUCAUUAUUCGAAGGCUUUGGUGGAAUGGGGGGGAUGGGAGGUCGUGCUGCUCGUAACAGACCAAUGCAGGGUGAUGAUGAGUCUUACAACCUGGUACUCAAUUUCAAGGAAGCGGUAUUUGGUGUAGAGAAAGAAAUUGAGAUAACCAGACUGGAAGGCUGUAAUACAUGUGAUGGAACUGGUGCCAAGCCUGGCUCAAAGCCAACCACGUGCAAAACAUGUGGAGGUCAAGGACAAGUGGUCUCCUCCACAAGAACACCACUUGGAAUAUUCCAGCAGGUCUCCACCUGCAAUACUUGUGGAGGCACUGGUGAAUUCUCCACCCCAUGCAACACUUGUGGGGGUGAUGGUCGAGUGCGGAAGACAAAAAGGAUCAGUCUGAAGGUUCCUGCUGGAGUUGAUUCUGGAAGUAGGUUGAGGGUCCGGUCUGAGGGGAAUGCUGGACGGAGAGGAGGCCCUCCUGGAGAUCUUUAUGUGUUUAUUGAUAUUCUCUCUGAUCCUGUUCUUAAGAGAGAUGGGACAAACAUUCUAUACACAUGCAAGGUUUCAUAUAUUGAUGCAAUUCUUGGGACAACUGUUAAGGUUCCCACUGUUGAUGGGAUGGUUGACCUGAAGAUCCCCUCAGGUACCCAGCCAGGUACAACUUUGGUAAUGUCCAAGAAAGGUGUCCCCCUCCUCGGCAAGUCAAAUGCUCGUGGAGACCAGCUAGUGCGUGUGCAGGUUGAGAUUCCAAAGCGUCUGAGCAGCGAUGAAAGAAAGCUGAUUGAAGAACUGGCGAACCUCAACAAAGCUCAAACAGCAAACAGCAGAAGAUAGAUAAUUUCACAAGGCUUCAUUGGACAACAUGCUUUUGCAAUAUGCAAUUUUAACGCAAAUUGCAGUGACUGAAUGGGCAUGAACUGGUAAAUCACUUCACAAACUGUAUGCUCAUACUGCGCCGAACCACCGGUGGAAAUGGUGAAACUUCAUGUCUGUAACUUCAUUUUUAAGCGAUAGAAAAUCUAGUUCAAUUCAAAACACCAAACGUACGGUGUUUUACAGUAGCUUGUCAUAUGCUUUUAGGCGAGCUUAUUAGUCUAUUUCUCAUAAUACAUUUCACAAUUUUGGAAGGCCUAGGGAGAAUUAUUUUAUGGUGGAAAAAAGGAGUUUCAACAUUUGUUUGUUGCAGUAGCAUCAGACCAUUCCGAUGACAUUGUAAAACUGUAACAUCAAGUUUUGGCAGCAGGUUUUCAUGUGGUGUUAUGCGUUGGUUGUUUG
Molecule: messenger RNA, 2003 nt
Organism: Oryza brachyantha (malo sina)
Lineage: Eukaryota; Viridiplantae; Streptophyta; Magnoliopsida; Poales; Poaceae
Product: chaperone protein dnaJ A7A, chloroplastic
Exons: 9
Coding region: 219-1562 (447 amino acids)
Biological process (GO): response to heat; protein refolding
Cellular component (GO): cytoplasm
Molecular function (GO): heat shock protein binding; ATP binding
Source: RefSeq, a predicted model, not a curated record